AUGUUGACUCCAUAUUUCACUUGCACUCAAGAUGAAGAGUUUGUUUUUAUCAACAUCAAGGUCUCACAUAUAAGAUUUGAUGCCCCAGGUGUUCAAAUCAUUGCCGAGAAUGAACUGUUUAUUUUUUCAUUAAGUCCUUAUUAUCUUAGAUUAAGAUUUGACAAACCUUUGAUAGAUGAUGAAGAGAGAUCUAAUGCUCAUUAUGAAUCAAAAGAAGAAGUUAUCAAAGUCAAGAUGCCGAAGUUGAAUAAAGGUGAAGUUUUCCAAGAUUUAGAUUUACCACAAAAAUUAUUAGCAAGAGCUGUUGAUGCGGACUUGAAAAAAGAUGAAACUAAAGAAGUUAAAAGACCAUUGAUUGAAGAAAUUGGUGGAAAAUCAGAUUUGGAGAAAACAGCUGAGGAAGGUAAUGCAUUUAAUUGGGAAAUUAAUCAAACAUUAGAACAACCAAGCACGGACUUGAAAAUAAAAUACGGGUUUGACAAUAGAUAUGAUUCCAUCGUUGGUGUUUCACUUUCAAAUGGGAAUGAUAUUAAUGAAUUAGAUGAUCCUGAACAUACAAAAGCUGAUGAUCGUAUCAAGGAACGUUUGUUGAAAGAAAAUUUCAAAUUUGAUCCAGAAUACUAUGCAGCUGACUACAUGACUUCAAAAUAUUCAGAAGAUGACCCUGAUAUGUAUUCAGAGAUUAAGGAUUUACUUUGUUGGGAAAAUCCAAUCAUGGAAAACCCUGAUUUCACAACAGAGGAAAAUGAAAGAAUGUUACAGUUACCUAAAAAGACAUAUUUAAUUACAAACCAAAAAUCGUUAUACUAUUCAAUCUUGUCACUUUUAUUCAGUUAUUCAUAUGAUGUUCGUGAAAACCAAGGUGAUUUAAAUAUCGAAUCUGCAUGGGCCAUGGGUAAAUUAACUCCACAAAUCUCAUCACUUGAUACACAAAUUGUGUUUAAUGAUUCCAAAACACCGUUAAUCAAGGCAUUGAUCAUAACCGGUAUACGAAGAGCAUUAUCAUAUCCAUUACAUAGACAUUAUGGAUUAGCUAUGAAGGCAUGGGAAGAUGUUGUUAAAAUGUUACAGUUGGGUAAGAAACUAGUCAUAAAGGCAUUAUUAACAUUGAGGGAACCUUUUAGAUUUCAUGAUGUUUAUUAUGUUUAUGAUAAAAUAUUAUUAGAAGAUUUGGUUAAUUGGUUAAUUAAUGAUCCAAAGGACAAUGAUUAUGUUUUCAAAUCAUUAUCAAAAGAAUUGGAAACACAUCUAAAAAAUUUACAAAAAAAUGAGAUUGUAUUUGAACAAUUAGAUGAUGAAGGAGAUGUUGAUACUUUUCUUGAUAUUCAAGAAAUCGAAACAUUAGCAGAAGCAAUGUAUUUGGAAAACAAACAAACAUAA
Messenger RNA from Hansenula anomala, 1380 nucleotides. It is a transcript of the gene SHQ1, whose product is annotated as Hsp90 cochaperone SHQ1. The transcript is spliced from 2 exons. The coding region runs from base 1 to 1380 and encodes 459 amino acids. Gene Ontology annotation, biological process: box H/ACA snoRNP assembly. Gene Ontology annotation, cellular component: cytoplasm; nucleoplasm. NCBI's taxonomy places the organism in Eukaryota, Fungi, Ascomycota, Saccharomycetes, Phaffomycetales, Wickerhamomycetaceae. The record is from RefSeq and is a predicted model, not a curated record.